AUGAUGUUACAAGUGGUGAAAAAAUGUCAUAAAAUUGAUAGUAAAUGGUUGUGGCAAACUGAUCAAAAUGAGGAGACAUUUGAUAUUUUUAAUAUUCCAAAGAAAACACAUUUAGUGUUUGGUAUAUUUGUGCUUGAUAUGUUCAUUAAGGACAUAGGACCUGUCUUACAAUCUUUAUACCAUAAACUGUGCGAACUGUUAAAAGAUUGGAAUACUUUUUAUCCUUGGACUGAAUAUAACGGUGUAUCUUUAAGAUUAGAUAAUUUUCGAAAUAUUAAAUACAUUUUUGGAGACCUUUGCGUUGAAGAUAAUCUUCAAAACGAAGAGACAUUAAUAGUUUCUCUUCUCAGGAAAUUUUCUAAAGAAGCUGGCGACCAAGUAUUUAUUAAAAUAGUAGAUACAGAUGGUGAUUUUUUAUUAGCUAGUUGUCAUGAUAUCAUACCUGGAAAUUAUGAAUAUCCUGUGGGUAAUAAUCGAUUAUGGUUACGAAAUGGUAAUUUUAUCAUUAUUCCAGACUCAAUUAUACCAAAUAAAGGCCUUGAUCCACAAAUAUGUCUGGAUACAUUAUUAUUCACGCCUUUUAAAUGUAUUAACGUUGAUGAUAUUUCAAAAAAAUUGGAUAAACUGUAUCCAGUAAAUGAUUUUCCUACAAAGGAACUCUCUGAAUUGGGAUUUUUAUCGUUGCAAUUACCCGAAAAUAAAACUGCAGAGAUAUUAAAAUCAAAUCCUCGAAUAAUCAACUAUUUGAUUAAGAAUCUUUUUACUAUGAGUGCAAAUGAAAAUGAAAAUAUCCAUGUUAACUAUGUGGAAAAUUUGGAAUAUAAUCAGAAUGUUACUAAAUUCCUUAUUUCUAAAAACCAUUUCAAUCUUCUUCUUCUUUACCUACAGGUCAAUAAUGCAGAAGUGGAACAAUUUGAUAUUGCAAAAGUAUGUGCUCUAUAUUUGUUAAAGUGUUUACGUCAUCUUGUUGAUUCUGGAGAUAUUGAGGUGGAUAAUUUGGGGAACAAAUCAUCAGCAUCAAUGACUGAACCAAAGUGGAAUCAAGCACUUUUUUACGGAACCUAUAAGUUCCCUGACUUUGAUUACAAACAAAAAUAUGAAGUUGAAGCAGGAGUAGAACCGAACGAGAAACUAAUGGAAUUAUUUACACAAUUCUUUAAUGAAAAGGAAAAUGGCAAUAGCUUCCACAGAAACUUUGACAAAAAUGAUGAAUUUGAUUUAGAAAUUGCUUCAGAUGGUACAACUGAUGAUGAAAACGAGAAAGCAGUUGAGUACCUUUCUGAAGAAAAUUCAGGUAUCAAUGAAGAUGACUUUUUUGAAUUCUUUUUAAAAGAAGCUUUAAAUAUGAAAGAUAGUGAUCUUGAACAGUUUAUAAAAGAGGAUACGCCCGACCUUGAUAUUAUGGAUGCACAAGGCUAUGGAGACGAUAGUAAUGAGACUGGAACAGGAUCUGAAACUGAGUAUUUUCAUAGGGAAAUAGAAGAUAUUUUACAGCAUUUACACUCUGAAGAAAAUACUAUGAAAGCAUUUGAAAAUAUGUUUAAUUCGUUAACUAUCGAUGGAGUUGCUAGUGGGCCAUUUGAAUAUAUGUUAAGACAUUUAGCAAACAGUUUUGAUAAGAAUUGA
This is a messenger RNA of Arxiozyma heterogenica, 1626 nucleotides long. RefSeq lists its product as uncharacterized. Gene Ontology annotation, cellular component: nucleus. Lineage: Eukaryota; Fungi; Ascomycota; Saccharomycetes; Saccharomycetales; Saccharomycetaceae. Bases 1 to 1626 code for a protein of 541 amino acids. The transcript has a single exon. The record is from RefSeq and is a predicted model, not a curated record.